Danio rerio (zebrafish) is the source of this 991-nucleotide messenger RNA. It is a transcript of the gene ppp1cbl, whose product is annotated as protein phosphatase 1, catalytic subunit, beta isoform, like. NCBI's taxonomy places the organism in Eukaryota, Metazoa, Chordata, Actinopteri, Cypriniformes, Danionidae. Gene Ontology annotation, molecular function: protein serine/threonine phosphatase activity; phosphoprotein phosphatase activity; hydrolase activity. The record is from RefSeq and is marked provisional.
UGCGAGGAUGCCGUCCAGGAAAGAUCGUCCAGAUGACGGAGGCUGAGGUUCGGGGUUUGUGCAUAAAGUCUCGAGAGAUUUUCCUGAGUCAACCCAUCCUGCUGGAGCUGGAGACCAUCUGCCUGCUGCUGGCCUACAAGAUCAAGUACCCGGAGAACUUCUUCCUGCUGCGGGGGAACCACGAGUGCGCCUCCAUCAACCGCAUCUACGGCUUCUACGACGAGUGCAAGCGCAGGUUCAACAUCAAGCUGUGGAAAACCUUCACCGACUGCUUCAACUGUCUGCCGAUUGCCGCCAUCGUGGACGAGAUCUUCUGCUGCCACGGAGGCCUCUCUCCAGACCUGCAGUCCAUGGAGCAGAUCAGACGCAUCAUGAGGCCCACUGACGUACCUGACACAGGUCUGCUGUGUGAUCUGCUGUGGUCUGACCCAGAUAAGGAUGUUCAGGGUUGGGGUGAGAAUGACCGCGGCGUCUCCUUCACCUUCGGCGCUGAUGUCGUCAGCAAAUUCCUGAACCGCCACGACCUGGACCUGAUCUGCCGUGCACACCAGGUGGUGGAGGACGGGUACGAGUUCUUCGCUAAGCGUCAGCUGGUCACGCUGUUUUCGGCACCCAAUUACUGCGGCGAGUUCGACAACGCUGGAGGCAUGAUGAGCGUAGACGAAACACUCAUGUGCUCCUUUCAGAAGCGGUGAAUACGAUCGUGUGAUGGGGGCGGGGCUAGGACAGCAGUGAUUGGCAUGAAGGCGGUCUCCACGGCAACAAGGAAGUAGUUAACAGACACAGUGUCUUCUGUGGAGGCGUCUCUGACUCGGGUUUGGGUUGUGUUCUGACUGUGUGCUGCUGUCACCUGAUUCUCCAUGUCUGUCACGUGUACACACACACACACACACACACACACACACACACACACACUCUGCUCUUCUCCACUGUCUAACACUCUCUCUUCUCUUCUCUUCAUCUGCAUUUUCAGUAAUAAAGUUUAACAGAC